This is a messenger RNA of Aspergillus affinis, 1074 nucleotides long. RefSeq lists its product as uncharacterized. The transcript is spliced from 2 exons. The record is from RefSeq and is a predicted model, not a curated record. Lineage: Eukaryota; Fungi; Ascomycota; Eurotiomycetes; Eurotiales; Aspergillaceae. The coding region runs from base 1 to 1074 and encodes 357 amino acids.
AUGAGGCAGCAGGAGAUGACCCAUUCGCCUGCCUACUACCAAGAGCAUGGCCACCUCAUGACGACAUCCCUUCAUGAUCCCUCAACGACUCCCGCCGUUCCUCCUGCAGCGCAUCAUCCCCCGUCGGAUCCUCAUCGUUCUAAGCAGGGGGCGGCCAUCUACCCUCCGUCUGAACUCAAUUCCGUUGAAGAUGCCUCUCCGAACGCCUUCCCUUCCGAUUCGUGGGAUGUGUCCUAUCUUCACCAAUAUCCGCAGGAGCCGCACCGGUUGCCGCGUCACUAUCAACAGCAGCAGGCUCCGGGGGAGUUGAUAUACCCAGAUCCCGAGCCCCCUGUCGUGACUCCGGUGUCCGUCCCUUCAUCCCGCAGAGAAAAUGGCCCUGCGUCAACUCCGGCGUCGUAUAGCAACGGGGCCGCACGAAAGGAAGACCGGACUCGUGGGAGUUGGACCGACCACUCGUCCUCCAUGUCCGGCGACAACCAUCACCAUAGUGCCCCUCGCGUUCACAAACGACCGAUUCAUGAUGAAGAACCUUUGGCGGACGAUAGUCAGGAUGCAUUGUUGAUGCUGUUCCGACUCUCUCUGCCGGUACCGAUCUUUUCUCUAUGUGCAUCUCUAUACACCGUCUUCGGCUUGUUCUUCGUCCUCUUCACCGCCCCCUUUCGUCUCUGUUCCUGCAUUCCUUACCUUCGAUCCACCUCGUUUCGCGCACAACUAUGCGAUCUUCUCGUCCCGCAGUUGCAUCUUCAUGAGCGACUGGUCUGUCUGCGCAAAUCCUCCUUUCGAUCGGCGUCGACGCAAUCAAUACACAAUAACGAUCCGGACCGGCCGUCGGCUUCAAAUCCGUGCGAAGCCUAUUCCGUCGGCGGCCUGGUAGCGGUUCUCCUCGUAUCAUCUCUCCUCUCCCUGGCCUUCCUUCUUCUCGUUUGGACAGCGGCCUUUUUCUGGAUAUUUGCCAUGGUUCUCGGCAACCCAGAUGGCACGGAGCGGAAGGAUGACGGUCGAGCGGCUGUUCUUGGAGUCGCUAGAUGGUGGCAUAUAUGGUUAGGCAAGGCUCGAAAGUCGCCUCGCUAA